Messenger RNA from Salarias fasciatus (jewelled blenny), 1801 nucleotides. It is a transcript of the gene sphk1, whose product is annotated as sphingosine kinase 1. NCBI's taxonomy places the organism in Eukaryota, Metazoa, Chordata, Actinopteri, Blenniiformes, Blenniidae. Gene Ontology annotation, cellular component: cytoplasm; intracellular membrane-bounded organelle; membrane. The record is from RefSeq and is a predicted model, not a curated record. Bases 74 to 1771 code for a protein of 565 amino acids. The transcript is spliced from 5 exons. Gene Ontology annotation, biological process: negative regulation of apoptotic process; cellular response to growth factor stimulus; phosphorylation.
UGGUGCUCAGAGUCCGCACCGCACCGCCAUCCCGCACACCGGCCUCCGGGACGCGUCCAACUCCCCGUCCGGGAUGGAGAAAGGCGCCUCCGGUCCGGACCCAUCCCGCCAGCGGAACGGGCUCGUGGGCGUGCUGUACGGGGAGUUUACCGACACGCUCAACGACAGCGUCCGGUACUCGGUGAGCCUGACGGAGAGCGCCCUGACCGUCCAGAGGAUCUCCUCCUCACCCGGCCGGACCAAGGUGGUCUUCAACUUGACGGACUGCGUCGGCUGCCGCGCGCACAGAGGGCCGGACGGCGCGGACGUCGGCGCGUACUUCACCGCCUAUUUCUACCCGCUGAAGAGGCGCUGGAUGAGCGCCGGGCUGACCCGGCAGAGGGUGGAGCAGUGCUUUCGGGUCGCGCCGGUCCAGGACCCGCUCGCCAACCUCCAGGAGGCUGAGAGGUGGGCUCGCGCCAUCAGGGACGCCUCCAUGCUGCAGGCGCCCCGCAGAGACGGUGUGGUGUACUCGGAGGUGCGCAGACCCUGCAGGGUCAUGAUCCUGGUGAACCCUCACAGCGGGCGAGGACAGGCUCUCCAGCUCUUCUCCGGCCACGUUCAGGGCAUGCUCACAGAGGCCUCGGUUCCCUACACGCUCGUCCUCACAGAGCACCAGAACCAUGCGCGGGAGGUGGUGAGGAAGGCCGACCUGUCGAAGUGGGACGCCCUGGUGAUCAUGUCCGGAGACGGGCUGCUGUUCGAGGUGAUAAAUGGCCUGAUGGAGCGAGAGGACUGGCAAGAGGCCAUCCAAACCCCUCUGGGUAUUCUACCAGGUGGCUCCGGUAAUGCCCUGGCUGCCUCCAUCCACCACUACUCACAGUCUCCUCCCGCAUGGAACGAGGAACUGCUGUUGAGCUGCGGCUUCAUGUUGUGCAAAGGUCUGGUCGGCUCGCUGGACCUGGUGUCGAUCCACUUGGCUUCCAGGCAGCGCCUCUUCUCCUUCCUUUCACUGGCCUGGGGCUUUGUGGCAGAUGUGGACAUCGAAAGCGAAAAGUACCGCCACGUCGGCGCUAUCCGCUUCCUCAUGGGCACGCUGGUGCGUCUGGCGACCCUCAAAGUGUAUCAGGGCAGGCUGGCGUACCUUCCUGUGAAGGAGGCGCCGAAACAUCCGAAAGGGAGCGUGAAGGUGAACCACCCGCCCUCCACCCCUCAGCGGCCCUCGCUCUGCUCCUCGCUCCCCUGCCGGCUCAUCCCCGACAUCACUCCCGUCCAAAGCUCCCAUCUGAACCGUCACGGCACCAACUCCAACCGCAACACCAUCACCAACUCCUGCAACAACGCCAUCACCACCAAGAGGCCCGAGACCCAGAGCGACCAUAAAACCAGAGCCCCCGCAGACUCCCUGCUCCCUGGACUGGACCAGCCUGUCCCGGACGGCUGGACGGUGGUGAAGGAGGAGGACUUUGUCUUGGUGCUGGCUAUUUACCAGUCCCACCUGGCGGAGGACUUAUGGACCGUCCCCGGCGCGCUGGCAGACGACGGACUGAUUCACCUCUUCUACGUGACGGCGGGAAUCUCCCGGCCUGCCCUCCUGCGUCUCUUCCUCGCCAUGGAGAAGGGCGCGCAUCUGGCAUGCGGGUGCCCCCACCUGGUGUACGAGAAGGUGAAGGCCCUGCGGCUGGAGCCCAUCACGCCACAAGGCAUGAUCACUGUGGACGGGGAGAUGGUGGAGUACGGGCCCGUCCAGGCUCAGAUUCACCCCGGACUGGCAAGACUCAUAUGUGGGUGACCCGGAGAGAACCCGCUUUUCUUUUUAUGA